AUGAGGAAAGCAGAGACCAGGCUGUGGCUCCCUACAGAGCCACCAGAGACCCUGGCGAGAGGAGCAGAGAUAGCAGCAGCUCAGACCUUGAGGGGGGGUGUAGAACGACCCAAUCAAGGAGAGACAGCAACAAGUCCAGAACAACGGGGACAAAACAGCACACAUCCCCACGGCCCGCACGCCACGCUACAAACAGCCACCACCGACCAGUAUACUGAAGCCGGGUGGAGGGCGCCCAGGCGUCCAAAAGCGUCCACCAGAUGGAAACCGAGCAGCCGCCAAUCAGCGAGCCGGUCACCACCAGCGGCCAGACACGCCGGCGGAGACGGCGAGGAUCGGGACGUGACACCAGGACCCUCAGAAGCGGCAGUCAGACCAGAGGAAGAGGCAGCCGUGAGUGCGCCCAGUGCGUCCCGACUGAGUGGGCUGGAGCGCACCCCACAGAAAACCAGAGAGGGCAGUGGUUCGACUCCUGGGAGACUAAGAGAACGACCCCAACCCGCUGAACACACACCAAACGUGUGCACCACACCAGGACAGAGGCUCCAGACCCCCGGUGGUAGACUACGGCAGGAUAGGGCACCGGCAAAUAGAAAAUCAGGCCGGAAAGAAACGAGGCCAGCAGCCCCGCAAGGGGAGGGGCCAGCCACACAAGAGACUAACAGACCCCGUGCCCCCGGCGAACAGCACAGUACACCACGGCGGCGUUGUCCGUCCGCACAGCACAAACCACCCCCGCAGGCACGGGCAAAAAAUGCCCGAGAGCAAGGUGAGCCGCAAGCAGCCCCAGCACAUCGCUGUGAACUGCGCGGCCCCAUACAGCCCAGCAGCCCCAAGCAGCCCAGCGCUGCCAACAGCAUCCCAUCUCGAGCGACUGGCACCGCAGUGACCAAAUCGUGCCGGACAGGAGCCAUACCCAACGGUACGCCCUACCUCAGGCGAAAGCCGGUCAACCACCGUAGCAGGGGGCGCAAUAAAAGAAGACCCGGGGGUACGACUGCGGAAAAGGAUGCCAACACGCCCUUAAGCCGCAGGAAGGCCACACACAAGCAAACCCGAUCAACCCAAAAACGCAAGAUGAGGCGCAGAGCGUCCACCCCCACGGGACAACGGAGGAGCCAACAUGGCCACCACGUCCACAGACACCUCAACCAGUCGUCGAGGCAUGGUAGAAUCUACACGCCCGCCGGCUGGAGGGGAGACAGACACACUCCCACAAAAUGGGCGAACACCCUUCGGGGAAAGAGGGAGGCCAGUGGGGAGAAUCCUGAACCGCCAGAGGCAAACCACGAAAACAAGGCAGAGAAACCGCCCGCGGCGAGAAGAAAUGGCCACACAAAGCAGGCGUCCCAUGGGCCCACAGAAGAGAACCACUCCCCCGGGCGGCCACCCGCAGAGGGGGCCAGCGAGGAACAGUGGCACGGACCCAUGAGACAAGGCGGCUACCACCCAGGGGAUCGAAACGCGAUCAGCCUAGGAACUGAGCCGCUGGUGGGAAAACUGAGGGCCAGCCUACUGGCCGCAGUCCCGCCCCCUGGCUGUGAAGAGGCUGGCGGGCCAAAACUGCCCGCGCCUGACGCGGAGGCAAGUGGGCGGGGGUACAAAAGGAAUCAGGCGAACGACAGGAGGCCGCCGGGGACCCGAUUCCCCAACAGGGGAAAGGCGCGCCGAACGACAAUGACAAAACGCAGCAGAGGGACCCACAGGGCCACCCGCAGGAGUGGCGCCCCGACGCAGGCACAACAGCCGAUGCCUGGCCGCACGGGCCGCAAAAGGCCAACCCCAAGGGGAAACCACGGCAGAGCCGAAAAGACUGCCGUGUACAACCAGAACGCUAUGGAGCGCCCCGGUCAGCCCCACGGCAAACCCGGCUACAAGCCAGAACAAGGCAGGGAGCGGACACGCGCAAGGCCGCGCCACCGAAGCCCCCCGCUGGGGCAUCAACACCACCCUCGGCUAGGGCGCCGAGAGGCCAGAAUAAGGCGAGCUAGGAAAGCACCGACGCACGCAGCCGGGGCCGAUGGCAGCGCACAACAGGACGAAAACACCCCCCAGGGGACAAUGAGGGACGCAAUAGCAAGGCCAACACCCGCCAUGCGGUCCAGGCCGACAGCAGCCAGACCAUGCACAGCCGCCAGAGCGCGGCCAACAGCUGAGAACAGCAAGAGAGCAGCAGGAACACACCAACCAGCCUGGAGUUCCCCCACAAAGGCAGCCGAAACAGGGACAGAAAAACCUGAAGCGGUCCGCCAGUGCCGAAAGCGCCCAUCGGCGCUGAAGCAGGCCGUCGAGGCGAAUCCAGCCGCAGACAUGCCAACACGCUGCGCAGCACCGCCAGCCCAGAAACGUCGGGGAACCAGCGACAAGCCCUGCGAGGAGGAAGAAGCGCCGAGCACCGAAGACGCAACGCCUGACCACACAUGUCAUCAUGGAACAGGGAAGCAGAACCGCCAGAGGCUGCCCAACACCAGAGGCAAGCAGCCGGUCGGCCCCCACCACCACCAGAUUCCGGGCGGACGCAGGAGCCGAUGUACCACGGCGCCCUAG
Molecule: messenger RNA, 2547 nt
Organism: Corythoichthys intestinalis (scribbled pipefish)
Lineage: Eukaryota; Metazoa; Chordata; Actinopteri; Syngnathiformes; Syngnathidae
Product: serine/arginine repetitive matrix protein 1-like
Exons: 5
Coding region: 1-2547 (848 amino acids)
Source: RefSeq, a predicted model, not a curated record